Messenger RNA from Mercurialis annua (annual mercury), 1009 nucleotides. RefSeq names its product transcription factor MYB106-like. The record is from RefSeq and is a predicted model, not a curated record. The transcript is spliced from 3 exons. NCBI's taxonomy places the organism in Eukaryota, Viridiplantae, Streptophyta, Magnoliopsida, Malpighiales, Euphorbiaceae. The coding region runs from base 155 to 826 and encodes 223 amino acids.
CAAUUAAAAAUAAGUCACGAGAUAAAAAGAGAAGGAAAUUAAGCAUGCAAGUUCAACGAAAAGACCUUUUUUUUUCCCUUUUCCUAUGAAGAUCAAAUUAAAACUUUAUAAAACCCUAGUUGCGAGCAGAAGCUAACAUAACGCGGACUUGAUCAUGGAAUCUACAAAUUCAGAGAUGUCCAAACUAAAGAAAGGUGCAUGGACUCCUGAAGAAGAUGAGAAGUUAAUUGCGUAUAUCAGGAGCCAUGGCAUAAGGAGUUGGAAGCAGAUGCCCGUAUCCGCUGGUUUAUCAAGGUCAGGGCGGAGCUGCAGAGCUCAUUGGAUGAAUCAUUUGAGGCCGGAUAUAAAACGCGGAAAUUUCACCCUGGAAGAAGAUCAAACCAUACUCAAUCUGUACUCAGUAUUAGGAAAUAAAUGGUCAGCCAUUGCAACACACCUACCAGGAAGAACAGAUGAUGACGUAAAAAACCACUAUAAUACCCACCUGAAAAAGGUGCAUACAAGGCAACUGAGGCAAGGAAACAGAACAUUCCUUUUUGAAGAUGAACAAAUGAGUAUGUCUGCAAUUGGUGGUGAUGAUAAUUCAUAUUCUACAAGUUAUAGUGAUCAUCAAGCAGAAUCAGAAUCAGAAUCAGAAUCAUCGUAUUCAGUAAGCUUCAACUCUCAUGGUAUUUCAUCAAUGUCAUCGAAGUGGUCUACAACUAAUCAUUCUUCGUCAAACUACUCGACCCAUGCGACUCGAUCACUUGCUAAAAACAAAAACAUGGACAUGGACAUGGAAGAGAGUAGUGGCUCUUUUGAAGCACCAAAGACCUCUCAACUUUAAUGCCAUGCAUUCUAUUAUUUAUGUAUAUUUGGUAUAAUUUGUUAAAAUGGAAGGCGGAGAACGGUUUUUACUUCAGCAAAUUACACUGGAAAAUAGAUUUCAUGUUAGCAAAUUAUACCGGAUUUUAAAACGGUGUAUCAAUUUAACAUAAAAUGAAAAUGGGUGUAAAUUUAAUAGUUUUAG